Messenger RNA from Eupeodes corollae, 508 nucleotides. RefSeq lists its product as uncharacterized. The transcript is spliced from 2 exons. NCBI's taxonomy places the organism in Eukaryota, Metazoa, Arthropoda, Insecta, Diptera, Syrphidae. The record is from RefSeq and is a predicted model, not a curated record. The coding region runs from base 80 to 508 and encodes 142 amino acids.
CCAAACACUAGUGCGUGCGUAUAAAUAUGCCAUAGAUAACAACAACCGCACUGGAGCAGCACCAUGUGUUGCUCCGUUUAUGGAAAAAAUGGACGAGCUUUUUGGAAGCAAGCCCAUUGUGACAAACGUCCACAACGUCACGUAUGGAGCAGCCGCAAUUGGAAACUCAAGUGAAACUUCAGAGGACAAUACUACCCAACCAUCAGAUGAAAACUCUGAUGACAUGCAAUUGCAUACUACCCAACCAUCAGAUGCAAACUAUGAUGACAUGCUAGAGACCACUGCCACUGACGAUGUUCCAUCGACCUCCACUGCCGCUGCAUCCAAAAGGCGAAAGAUUUCUCGAUCUUUGUAUUUCAAAAUGAAAAUCGAAGAAAAGCAAAAGGACAGAGAGGACAAGAACAGAAAGUGGGCAGAAUACAUGGAAGUAGAAAAACAAAAACAAGAAUCAAGAAAGCUCAAAUUGGAAUUGUUGAAAGAAAUUUUGAAUAAAAAAAAAAAUAAGUAA